This is a messenger RNA of Tremella mesenterica DSM 1558, 711 nucleotides long. RefSeq lists its product as uncharacterized. Gene Ontology annotation, molecular function: nucleic acid binding; zinc ion binding. The record is from RefSeq and is a predicted model, not a curated record. The transcript has 2 exons. NCBI's taxonomy places the organism in Eukaryota, Fungi, Basidiomycota, Tremellomycetes, Tremellales, Tremellaceae. Bases 1 to 711 code for a protein of 236 amino acids.
AUGAGUAGGGGUGAAGACAGGAUGGAGGAUAAUGAGAGGAGAGCAUUGGAGGAGCUUAGAAGAGCGAUGGGACAGGACCUUGGGGUGGAAGAUAGCGUAGGGGGGUCAGUUCAAGGAGAUGAGUCCGUUCCACCAGUACCGUCUAAUCCUCCUACACCUGUGGCCGAUAUUCUCCCACCUAUUGGAUCCCCAGUGGGAUCGGAUCAAACCCCACGGCCAGAAAACAAUGGAGGUGGAACGAACUUCGGAGAAGGAGGGACUCAAGGGGUAAUGUUGGCCUUAAUGCAGAUGGUGGCAAAUAUGAACAAGGAUAUGAUGGAGGAGAGAAGGCGUAGGGAGGAGGGACAACCUUCGGCGCAGGUUGGUGUCCAAGCGACCAUGACGUCGACGGUGGUAAAGAGUGCGCCGCCGAACAUCGACGAAGUUCGCCGAAAAUGGCCUAGGCCGAGCGCCGAUCUGAGGGAGACAAGGAGGAAAGAGGGGAAGUGCACGGAGUGUGGUGAAACAGGACAUUGGCUGAAGGAAUGUCCUGUAAGGGAGGCUAAGGUUAAGGUUGGACUGUUGCCUCCAUGGGGGGAGAAGUUCGGAGAACGUGGUGGAGGAUCGGGAGGGAACGCAGUACCUCUCGGACAGAGGAGGAACUUGAAUGCGGUUGGAGGAGAAGUAGAUUUGGAAGAGGACCAGGGAAAAGAAGAGGACCUGUCGCAGUAG